This is a messenger RNA of Striga asiatica, 450 nucleotides long. The record is from the annotation of a GenBank genome assembly. Lineage: Eukaryota; Viridiplantae; Streptophyta; Magnoliopsida; Lamiales; Orobanchaceae.
GUACAUUCAGGGCUAUUAGAAGAACCUCACAUUCCUCACUAUAAAGCCAUGAGGCCUGUUAAUAUGCUUCUUUUCAAUGGCUUUAUUUUUACAUGUCUUACAUUCAACUAUGUGGAUCUCCUUCAGAAAACCAAUGCUACAGGUGCAUCAUGGAAUAUUAUACUAGGCGAUAUCGGUACCAAUAAAUUCUUGAAGGUAAUUGGAUUUCCGGUAGACGUAAAAUACAUCGAUCCAACUUACUUGAUCCAUACAUGUAGUGCAAGUGCAUUGGACGAAACUCUCUUGGUCAUAAUAUUACUAUAUGAUGAACUCUGGCUGAAGGUUGUGGUUUCAAAUUUUAAGAACACUGAAAAUUCCGAUGAGGGUUUUGAUAGUAUAAAACUCAAGGACCAAAAGAUUUUGGAGGAGGAUAGUUCACAAAAUGACAUGGAAGUGUACGAGAAUCUUAUU